This is a messenger RNA of Ceratitis capitata (Mediterranean fruit fly), 1296 nucleotides long. RefSeq names its product putative gustatory receptor 39b. Bases 54 to 1268 code for a protein of 404 amino acids. The transcript has 3 exons. Lineage: Eukaryota; Metazoa; Arthropoda; Insecta; Diptera; Tephritidae. Gene Ontology annotation, cellular component: neuronal cell body; axon; dendrite. The record is from RefSeq and is a predicted model, not a curated record. Gene Ontology annotation, biological process: sensory perception of taste.
ACCGCAAUAAAGCUAAUUUCACAAUUUAGUAUCGCCGGCGAGUUGUACGUGAAAUGGAGCAACAAAUACGCGCUUGGCUACGCUACUCCAUAGUUUUGGGACUCUAUGUGAGUCCAACAGAAGCUACGCCGUACAUCCACAACUCAAACCACUGCCCAGCCAACACAUCAGCGCUGCGUGGCGAACGUCAAAUGUGGCUUAAGCAGCGGCAAGCAUUUCAACGCGAACGUUUGAAAAGAAUUUAUCUACGCCUACUGAUGCCGCUGCUCUGCGUACUAUACGUGAAUGGCCUUUUGCGUAGGAAACCCGUACCGGGCACAAUGCUCAGCUGGACGGUUGCAACAAUUUUCUUUAGCUCACAAGCGCUCUCGAAUUUCCUGCUGGCCGGUGAAGCGUUGUGGCGGCAGCAGGAGCACGAGACCUUGCUACGACUGCUGCACGAGAUUGAGUUGUCAUUGAAGUUGCGCUUGAGACAGGAUGUGCGACUGGAUUGGCUGUUGCCACGUGUGCGUUGGCUACUUAGAUAUCUUUUAUGGACUUCGGUGUUAUUUUUUGUGCUUUUCGUAUAUAAUUUUGUGGAACUACAAUAUAUUGGCUAUUUCUGGUAUUCCAUAUGGUUUGCCAUAGCGAUGCGUUUGCGUUUAAUACAACUGCUGAUAUAUGUGCGUGUGUUGCAGCAUUAUUUGGAAUGCCUCAGCAUGAAGUUGAGUCAGUUAGUUGCCUACCGUGUGGCACCAAGUCGUCAGCUGAUGGAUGUGAAUUAUGCAAGACUGCAAUCACUCGAGUAUCUCGUGGCGAUCAAAGAGAUUUAUGACCUACUCUUCAAGGCGUUUCAACAGCUCAACGAUUUUGCCGGUUGGUCUUUGUUCAGCAUUAUUUUGUGUUAUAUGCUGGACUAUGGUUGUACGCUCUAUUGGUCGCUGCUCAGCUGGGAAGGCUAUUUGGAGCGGCGUAAUUAUUACAUCGCCUGCUUUUGGUGGCUGCUACCCAUGUCGCUGAUCACUUGGCAUAUUUGUCAUUUGUGCCACAGCUGUAGACAGCUUGAUCGCGUAAUUGCUAGUAUGCUAUGUCGUAUGAUUAUUAAGCGCUCUUCAAAGUCUUUGCGUUCUUAUCGCAUUUUACUACAACAAUUCUCCACGCAAUUACAACUGCAACAAAUCGAGGUAUCAGCAAAGCGUUUCUUUACUUUGGAUAUGCGUUUAAUUAUGUCGAUUUGCACAGCCAUAGCAACAUAUUUGGUCAUCAUCAUACAAUUCCUACGCAUUUAGAGUAAAAGUUUCUUUUUUGUCAAUUUCG